Pogona vitticeps (central bearded dragon) is the source of this 2836-nucleotide messenger RNA. RefSeq names its product ubiquitin associated protein 1 (gene UBAP1). NCBI's taxonomy places the organism in Eukaryota, Metazoa, Chordata, Lepidosauria, Squamata, Agamidae. The record is from RefSeq and is a predicted model, not a curated record. Gene Ontology annotation, molecular function: ubiquitin binding. Gene Ontology annotation, biological process: ubiquitin-dependent protein catabolic process via the multivesicular body sorting pathway. Gene Ontology annotation, cellular component: ESCRT I complex.
AGCACGUCGCCGGCGGAGGACGAGGGAGGGAGGAGGGAGGGAGGGGUGUGAGAGGCAGGGAGACAAGAUGGCGUCGCCCCAUCGCCGAGGCGGGUCCGGAGGGGAGCGGAGGCUUGGCGUCAAGGCCGGCGGCGGCCGGGAUUUGUAGCCGGGAGAGGCCGAGGCGAAGCGGAGGAGGAGCAGCAACAGCGGAGGCGAGAGAAGCGGGGCGGCCGCCGCCUGCGGGUUCUAAAUGGCUUCUAGGAAGUCAGGGUCUGACUUUCAUGGGACCUUCAGUUACAUUGAUGAUGUCCCAUUCAAGAUAGGAGACAAGUUCAAAGCACCAGCCAAAGUUGGACUGCCCAUUGGCUUUUGUUUGCCGGACUCUCCACAGCUUGUGAGGGAAGCCCAGUAUGACUUCUCCUUGGAGAAGAAAACCAUUGAGUGGGCCGAGAAUCUUAAAAGAAUCCAGGCUGCCCAGGAAGAGGCUGAGCGCAAGGCUGAGGAGGCUGUAGCAGAUGCCAAGGCUGUGUUGGAGGAGGAGAUCCGAGCGGGUGGUGGUCCAGGGGGGGCGGUCAUGCCGCCUCCUAUCAACCCGAUCCUUGCUAGUUUGCAGCACAACUACAUUCUGACGCCGACUCCUGCCAGCAGCAGUUCCUUGAAGCAAAAGGUCCUGAGCCCAUCCCACACCAAGGCCGAUUUCAACCCGGCAGAUUUCGAGUGUGAAGAGGACCCCUUUGACAAACUGGAAUUAAAAACGCUUGACGACAGAGAGGAACUGAAGAACAUUCUGCAGGUCCAUGCUGGCACCACCGGGCCGAUUGUCGCCCAGCGUCUAGACAAGAGCUUGCCCAAAGUAACCUCGGAGUCUGUGCUGCAAGACCAGGAGGUUUUGGCCUCCUUGGAGAGGGCAGCUUUGGACCUCAAGCCUGUUCACAAGCCCAACGGUCUGAUCGCUUUGCCCCAGCUGGGGGGCUGUGAAAAGAUGCCGCUGUCUUCCAAAGUGUCCCUGUCGCCGGUGACGUCCGUGAGCAAUAUCAAGUCUCUCUCCUUCCCAAAGCUCGACUCAGACGAGGCCGAGUUGCAGACCGCAAAGCUUGCGAGCACGUACCGCAGCGCGGCCUGCCUCCACAAUGGCACGUUCCUCGGCUCUUUGCAGAGCAAAGCCAGUGAACUGAAUGGGCAUCACGGAACAACGGGGCUGCCCGCCCUUGGUGGGGAGGGAGGCCCCGAGACAAAAGCCACUUCGGUAGCAUGUACAGAAGAAAUUCCAGCUCUCACCACAGCCACCGCGGUAACUCACCAAAGUUUCCCAACAUCUCAAGUGCCCAACACCGCCGGCUGCGUGAAAUGGCCAAGCAGCUUCGCCCACCUCGAUGUGCUGCAGGCCCUUUCCUCCGGUGAGAGGCAGUGUGUGGAAACUGUCGUCAACAUGGGUUAUUCGUACGAGGAUGUCUUGAAAGCUAUGAAGAAGAAGGGGCAGAACAUAGAGCAGGUUCUGGACUACCUGUUUGUCCACGGGCAGUUCUGCGAGAGAGGCUUUGAUCCACUCCUGGUAGAGGCGGCUCUUGAAAUGUAUCAGUGUUCAGAAGAGAAGACAACAGAACUUCUCCAGCUAAUGAGUAAAUUUAAAGAAAUGGGGUUUGAACUGAAAGACAUUAAAGAGGUAUUAUUAUUACACAACAAUGACCAGGACAAUGCACUGGAGGACUUAAUGACCCGGGCAGGAGCCAGUUGAAGGGUGACAAGAGGAGGAGCACAUCAUCUUAUCCUGCCAACCAAACCUUUGCCAUCAUCAUGUGGCUGUCUCUGUGGGCGUGGGAAAGAGACCACCACGACGAUUCUGCCUUUCCAGGAUGCUGACAAAGCCGGGGGAGCUGGUCCAUCGGUACGCAUCACUCCAGUAGGCUGUUCCCACCGGAGAGAGCCCAGUCCGCUUUCUUCAAUUAAAGUUUAAGUGUCCUUUCCUAAGUUUCCUUUUCUUUUCGGUUAGGCCACGGAAAAUCUUGACGGGAGCUGUACAUAGCCAGGCCGGGCUCAUUGUUUCCUCUCCCUCCUCUUGCACUGGACUUGGUCAGAAGUUAUCAGCCAGGCUCUGAAACGAACCAGGCUUUGAUUCUUUGAAGCUGUUUUCAUUUGUGUGUCUGCUUGAACUGAAACACAAGACUCCUGGUCAAGAUUUGCAGAAGUCUUACCUUUAGUGCAAUUGAAUUUUUAAUUUGGUGGAGGGGGAGAAAGUCUUUGAUUGAAGGUUAGUGUGUAACUUAGUGCAACACUGGUUCUGGAAUUGCCGCUAUGCAUACAGAGAAGCUCUGCGGUUUGUUUCUGGCGUUUGGGCCCUGGUUAUCCACACUCUUGCCAGCGCUUAAAUAGAUAAACUGAGUUCUCGGAGCAGGUAAGCUGUGAAGCCCCCCUACUUGGGACUGAUGUUGAGCGAUGGCUUUGAAAACCACCCCCGGGGGGCGGGGGGGGGGAAGAGUCUUCCCAGGCUGGCUGGGUUCCUGUUUCACUCCACAGGCCCUUCUAAAAAAAAAAAAAAACAACCAACAGCUGAUUGUCCGUUUCAAAUACAGUGUGAAAUUGGAAGUCUUAUCUUUUCAAGCACUUUGUUUUUAAUAUUCACCGCAUUGGUUCCAUUUUUUCCACACUGCUAUAGUUACAUUAAUCUAUUAACAUCUAGUAAUAGGAAUCAGACUUUUGGUUUGGUUUUGAUAGUAAAAAAAUAAAAGGGUGUAUUAUGUUGUACAUGGUUAAAGAUCUAAAUACAUAAAAUAUAAGCAGUCUUGAUGAUCUUUGAAGUAAUUUGCUAAGUAUUUUGGUUCUGCAGAAAGAUACUAAUAAAAAAACUUAAAAUAUG